Messenger RNA from Capsicum annuum, 1707 nucleotides. RefSeq lists its product as uncharacterized. Gene Ontology annotation, molecular function: zinc ion binding; nucleic acid binding. The record is from RefSeq and is a predicted model, not a curated record. Lineage: Eukaryota; Viridiplantae; Streptophyta; Magnoliopsida; Solanales; Solanaceae. The annotation marks the transcript as partial. The transcript has 7 exons.
GGUUUCGGGUGGCUGGGAAUCUGUGAUAUCAUCAGUGUUUCGCUCCGUGCUAUUCAUAGAUUUGUCCGAGAUGUGGUCAGAGAGAUAUAAUUCGGUCAGAAAUGGAGAGGAUUUUUUCCAUGAGUUAUAUAAGGAGCUUAGUACAAAAGUUCAUUCAUCUGAUAUUCCUUCUACUUCUACAACACCUGUUGAUGAAGGUUUUAUUCUUUCAAAACCCUGCAUUCAACGACCUAUUGAAAUUGAUGGUUUCACCCACGACUCUCCAAUCGAUCAAUUAGAAAAACUCUUAGAUAAAAAAUUCUCGCAUUUACAUAUUCAACCACUGAAUAUUUCAAAUGAUUUUGUUCACAAUCUUGAGUCCAACUUUGCGGAUAAUCUUGACUCUUCUGAUGACCCAAGUCAGGUUCUCUCGACUGACCUUUACAAACUCAAGGGUAUUUUUAAACGACAACCAGGGAAAAAAUACGCGGAUAUUCCUCGUAUGUCUACUGCCUAUUAUCCACGUCCUACUCCUCAAGAUGUUCUAAUAGAGGAAAGGGAUUGGAAUCAAACAAAUACGUCUUAUAGCGGUUUCACUGGUCAACUCCGAGGUUGGUGGGAUAAUUUUCUAGACGAUACCAAACGCGAAGCUAUCUUUAAUGCUACAAAUGAUCAACCGGGGAAAGACAAUCUUGGUCGUGCUCUCCCGGCAGGUAGAUCAGAUGCAGUCUAUACACUCAUGCUAACUAUUAUUGAACAUUUUGGCGGACGAUUUACCAAUCAAUACGAAAAUAUUCGCACUCUUCUUAAUGGUUUAAAAUGCCGUCAUCUAGGCGAAUUUCGUUGGUAUAAAGACACCUUUCUUAGUCGAGUCAUGGACUUACCAGAGAGUAAGUAUGAAUAUUGGAAAGGUAAAUUCAUUGACGGUCUUCCCCCCUUAUUUGCUGCACGAGUUCGUAAAACUCUUAGAGGAUCUAAUGGCGAAAUUCCUUAUUCUGAAAAAACUUAUGCUAGACAAGUCAAGCUUGACAAGCUCAGGGAGAAAUCUCAAUUGGGCGACUUCUGUGAACAAUUCGGCAUGGAAAAACCCUUGGUUCAAAAAUCCCGAAAAUAUUCAAAAUCCAAACCUUACUAUAAAUCCAAACGCUCUAGGCAUCGGAGUAAGGAAGAGCGCGAAGCUCGAAAGUCCUUCCGAAAGUCUACUAGAUUUGCUAAAAAUCAUUCGAAGCGUGAUUUAGCAAAAAUCAAAUGCUAUAAAUGUAAUCAAUAUGGUCAUAUUGCUCCCAAUUGCAAAUUGCAAAAACUUAAGUCAUUAAGACUUUCUGAAGAAGUUCAUGACCAAGUUUAUAAUUUAUUAUAUACCUCUGUCGAAGUUGAAAAACUUAAAAGGGAAAUUAUUUCAUUACAACAAAAUCAGAUGGUUACUGAUCAUCGAAUUUUAAAACUCGAAGAAACAACGAAAUUUUCAACUUCUUCUUCAAAAGGAAAGGAAAAAGAUUUUGAAAUCUCAAAAAAUAUUGUUUCUCUUCCUUAUGAGAAAGAUUUCAGCGAAGACAAGAUCCCUACCAAAUCUCGACCCUAUCAAAUGAAUACAAACUUGGUAGAAUUCUGCAAAACAGAGAUAGAUAGUCUCCUACAAAAGGGACUUAUUAAACCCUCUAAAUCUCCUUGGUCUUGUACUGCUUUUUCUGUUAAUAAUGCUGCUGAAAAAGAAAGAGGUAUUCCUCG